This is a messenger RNA of Closterium sp. Yama58-4, 1413 nucleotides long. Lineage: Eukaryota; Viridiplantae; Streptophyta; Zygnematophyceae; Desmidiales; Closteriaceae. The record is from the annotation of a GenBank genome assembly.
AUGGGCCGAAGCGCGAUCACUCCGCGAUCGUCUCCCGCAGUCAAGGCGGCGUUCGCCGUCGCAGCGGCGCUGCUGAUUGCGUGCUCGGCGCCGCGUCCGGCGGCGGCGCAGCCGGACGGCGAGUGCUGGCCGGGGAACGUGCCGUGCCCGGGCGGGACGGGGUGCGUGCGAGCGGAUAAGCUGUGCGACGGCGUGUUCGACUGCGACGACGGCAGCGACGACGGCUACGACUUCUGCCUCUCCUACGACUGCAGCAGCGUCGGCAAGACGUGGUGUCGCGAGGGCUACCAGUGCCGGCCGGUGAGCGGGUACUGCGACCUGAAGAACGACUGUACGGACGGCAGCGACGAGGAGUUUGAGCAGUGCUACCCCAUCUACAAGGACCUGCGCAAGGACCUCUGCAAGUCCCAGGGGAAGGUGCGAUGUCCCAACGACCCCGGCUACUGCAUCUCCCCCCAAGACGUUUGUGACAGCAUCCCGCAGUGCUCCGACGGGUCAGACGAGUGGGACUGCUUCGCCCACACGUGCCAGCCCGGCCAGAUCCACUGCCCCAUCACCGGCUACUGCGCAACCGGCCGCCUGUGCGACGGCAAUGCCGAUUGCUGGGGAGAGAUGGGUGUGGAGGACGAGAAUGAGGAUUUCUGCAAGGGGUAUGUGUGUCCGGCUGGGUGGAAGAAGUGUGCGGACGGGUUGCAGUGUGUGGAGGCUAGUCGGUGGUGCGAUGGGGCUGUGAAUUGCCUGGAUGGGAGCGAUGAAGGGGCGGUUUGUGUUGUGUCUCCUCCUCCGCCUCCGCCUGCUACUGGCGGAUCUGCGACCAGCUCAGGUGGUUCUUCAGGUGGUUCCGGUGCUUCCAACAGCAGCAGCAGCGCGCCGGUGGUUCUGAGCAAGGAGGAGAUUGCGAAGCUGAAGAAGCUGGCUCGGGAGAAAAAGACGGCAGCCGUGGCUGCCAAGAAGCAGAAGAUGGAGGCCAAGCGGGCGGCAGUAGAGGAGAAGACGAAGCAGCGGGCAGCAAGGAACGCGGCGAUCGAAGCUAAGAUUCAAGCGAAAAAGGAUAAGGAGGCUGCUGUUGCUGAGAAGAAGGCGGCUGUUGAAGCCAAGAAGAAGCAGCAGGCUGACAAGGAAGCUGCGAUCGCUGAGAAGAAGCGGAAGCAGGCUGAGAAGGCUGCUGCAAUCGAGGCUGAGAAGAAACGGGAAGCUGAUAAGAAGGCAGCUAUUGAGGCUAAGAAGAAGAAACAGGCUGAGAAGGCGGCAGCGAUUGCUGAGAAGAAGAGGAAGCAGGAAGAGAAGGCUGCUGCGAUUGAGGCUGAGAAGAAAAGGGAAGCUGAGAAGAAGGCGGCUAUUGAGGCUAAGAAGAAGAAGCAGGCUGAGAAGGCGGCAGCGAUUGCAGCCAAGAACAAGGCAACCACCAAGUAA